Molecule: messenger RNA, 2146 nt
Organism: Paramecium sonneborni
Lineage: Eukaryota; Ciliophora; Oligohymenophorea; Peniculida; Parameciidae
Source: the annotation of a GenBank genome assembly
AUGAAUUAAAUAGUAAAUCAUCAAGGUGUAAAUUUGUUAGUUUAUGGAAUACUCAUUAGAAUAAAAAUGCAUAAAUUGAAGCGAACUUAAAUAAUUUUAUUUUUAUGUCCAAAUGAAGCUAGAAUGAUUUAGAUGGUAAUUCAUUAAAAAAUAUUAGCUUGAUCCUCUUGGUACUUUUAAUAAUUACUUUGAUCUUACAUAAAUUUCAGAUAUGACAUCAGAAGAGCAACACAAAUUAAAAAUUAUCAAUCAAUAAGGAAACUAUAUUAAACUAUACUUUGAGAAUUAAAUUUAACUAAACAUGAUUAGAGAAGGUUUAUAAUAUCUAAUCGGAGAGGCAUUUCGAAUAUAAAAAUAAUUAGAUAGUUGUAAUUAAAUAUGGAGCAAUGCCUUAAAAUUGAUAACUAAAUCAGAUCUUGAUAUGGAUAAUCGAUUAAACUUUAAGGAAUUCUAAUUUCUGAUUGGUGAAUUAUAAAUUGAGAUUAGUGAAAGAAGACUCAUAUAAUUAUUUGAAAAGCAUUAAAAAAACAGUUAAUUAAAUGAAGCAACUUUGUAUAAAUUACUGAUGGAAAUAACAAGAAAACACGAAAUAAUUUAAUUAUAUUAAAAGUAUUGUAGCAAAUAAGAGGGAUUGUUUGAUGAUCCUCAUAAUACAAUGUUAAUGAAUGCUCAUGAUUUAGAAACUUUCUUUUUAAUUGAAUAAGGAUAAAAAGAUUAUAAAGCAUAGAAAUAGUUUUAUAAUUUUUAUGAUUUUUAAAAUAUAAUUUGUAACUAAGAAAAUACAAUAUUUUAAGCUAAGGAAUUAGAUAAAUCUUAUCCUCUUACUUCAUAUUAUAUAAACUCUUCUCAUAAUACUUAUUUAGAAACAAAUUAAUUGACAGGAUAAUCAAGUUGUUUUGCUUAUUAAGAUGCUUUUAAGAUGGGAUUUAAAUGUGUAGAAUUAGAUUGUUGGGAUGGAUAAGAUGGAGAACCUAAUGUAACACAUGGACAUACAUUAGUAAAUGAUAUAAAAUUUAUAGAUGUAAUUAAAACAGUAAGAGAAUUUGCAUUUUUUAAAGAUGAUAAUCCUGCUAUUUUAUCUUUAGAAAUGCAUUGUUCACUAAAAUAAUAAAAAAGAAUUGCUGAAAUAUUAAAAGCUGUUUUAGGGGAUAUGCUUUUUGUUAUUAAGGAUUAUAAAUAAAAACAAUUUGCAACGUUAUUGGAAUUGUAAAGAAAAGUAUUAAUAAAAUAUAAAGCUGAUGAAGAAUUUUUAUCAGAGAAAUUAUAAAUAAGAGAUCAUUCUUUAUCAUUAUAUUGUACAUAAACUUAAGAUGAUUUAAUUAUUUAAUUUGAAGAUGAUAUGGAUAACAAUGUUUAAUUAAAGUAAUUUAGUAAAACAUUGGAUAAUAAAUAAGUUAAGAAAAGUUGUAGAGAUAUAUUAGAAAUAACAUCUUUAUUUGCAGUAUCACUUAAAUUAAAUAACAAUCCAGAUUUAGUAUGGGUAGUUUCAAGUGUUUCUGAAGAUAAGAUAUAAGAUACAAUCAAAAAGAGUUAAGGUAAAUUUUAUGAUUACGUAAAAAAUUACUUUGUUAGAAUUUAUCCAUUAGGUUUAAGAUUUGAUUCAAGCAAUUAUGAUCCUUUUCCAUCAUGGACAGCUGGUGCUCAUAUGGUUGCUUUGAACAUUUAAACUAAAGAUAUAUUUAUGUUAUAUAACUAUGGUAUGUUUCUUAAUAGUUCAUAUGUUUUAAGAUAAAAUUGUGAUAUUAAAAUGACAAUAUUUGUUAAUAUUUUAAGUGCUAGUAAUUUAGUUUGGGAAGAUGAAAAAAGAAGACAAUAGGAAAUUGUUGAUCCUUAUAUCAAAGUUAGAAUUGCUGGAAAUAAAGAAGAUGUCAAUAAUUCAGAAAAAUGGAGAACUGAGACUAUUUAAGAUAAUGGAUAUCAUCCUAUUUAUAAUUACAAAUGCAAAAUUUAACUUAAGCAUGCUUAAUAAGAUGUUAUCUAUUUUUAAGCUUAUAGUUAUUCCCUUUUAGGUGAUUCUCUUUUAGGAUAAUAUUGUUUGUCUCCAUUAAAUUUAAGAAAGGGCUAUCGAAUUGUACCAUUAUUAAAUUCAUAACUAAAACCAUUAAAUAGCUCUCAUGUCUUGGUAAAUAUUAAAAUAGAAUAUUGA